Molecule: messenger RNA, 7654 nt
Organism: Drosophila arizonae
Lineage: Eukaryota; Metazoa; Arthropoda; Insecta; Diptera; Drosophilidae
Gene: zormin
Product: spectrin and immunoglobulin domain-containing protein zormin
Molecular function (GO): protein binding
Source: RefSeq, a predicted model, not a curated record
CGAUCGCCAGCAUUGAUAGCGAGCGCGACAAACGAAAAUCGAGGAAAUUCGCGAAAACGAACAACGAAGCAACAAACCAAACCAAACUAAACUAAACUAAACUAACUUAAGCUAAACAAAUUUCUUUAAGGGAAUAAUACAAUAAAUACAAAACGAAAACAAAAUGCACAACAACUAAGCGAAAGACGCGCGCUAUAAUAAAUACUUAUAUAUAUAUAAAAUAGAAAACAAAAGAAAACUAAACGGGAAAGAUUAAACAACGCCCACGCCUACACACAAAACAACUCGAACACGUAGCCACUAAGCCGACAACAACACUCAACACACACACACACAGGGAGACAGAGGCAGAGGAAGAGGCAGCCACAACAUGGAACGUCGUCAAACGUUAGACUCAUCGAUGUCUUCACUGUACUCGGCCAGCUCCUCGAAUCGCCAGCUCCAGCUACAGCCACAGUCGCAGUCGCACUCGCACUCGCAGUCACAGUCGCAGCUAGACGCCUUCAAUUAUUCAGCAACAAUGUCAUCAUCGUCGCCAACGCCGAGCCAGGCCACGACGUCCUCCUCGCUGCGUGCCACCACAAUUGGCACCGUUGUCGUACGCUGUGGACCCAUACAGCUGGUGAUAGCGCUCUUGCAAAGUCCCGAAAAGAUUUACAUCAAGGUUGUCGAGCUGGAGCCAAAGAUCACGGCGCUCGGCGACAAUCUGGAUGAGUCGCUGCACAUGCAAAGAGAGCACGAUGAGACGCUGCGCAAUCUACAGAACCUGCCUGGGCCCAUGGACGAGUUCGUGCAGAAGGCCGACAAAUUGCUGGCCAGCAAACGCAUCAGCUCGGAGCUAGUCAAUGCCAUGGCCGACACACUGAACAUCAUCUGGCAGGAUAUACUGAAUCUGCUGCAGGAUCGCCAGCACAUUCUGCACCUGUGCACACAGUUCCACGACAAGAUGACGCAGUGCUUCAUGCGCAUGGAUCAGCUGGAGGGGGCCUGCCACGAGGCAGCGCUGCCCGCUGAGGUGGCUGGCGUCCAGGAGUUCCUCAACAAAUUCAAGCAGCUGCGCAUCGACAUGCUAACCGGCGUCAUGGCGGCGCUGAAGGAUGGCAACGAGCUGCUGGCCCAGCUGCAGGAGCUGGAGAAGCUCGAGACGCUGGACACACGACCCGAGCACAUCAAGCGGGAUGCAACUCGUGCCGUGCAUCAGGUGCAGCAGUGGCUGGAGGCGCUGCACGAUCGUCGCAACUCCCUGGAGCUGGCCUGGCAGACGCGCAAGACCCAGCUGGAGCAGUGCCUGGCCCUGAAGCUGCUGGGCCGAGAGCUGCUCGAGCUGGAGUCGGCCCUGCAGCAGGCUAAGCACGAGCUGAACACCAUGUACAGUCUGGGCGAGUGCGAGCACACGGCCAACCAGACGCUGCUCAAGUACCGGGAGUGGAAGCAGCAGGCCUUGCUCCUGCGGGAUCGAGCGCUCAAGAUCACCCGCGCCAAGGAGAAGGUCCAGGCGCCGGGCUACUUUGCUGGCGACGAGGAUUGCGCUCGCGCCUACGCCGUGCUGAGCAUCUGCACGGAGCACCUGGAUCUGGUGGAUCAGCGCGAGCAUUGGCUCCAGCAGUCGCGCGACUUCUUUGCCAAGGCGGAGCACACGCUCAGCGUGCUGGAGAAGCUCGAGCUGGAGCUGGCCAGCGUCAAGCUGCCGCCCAACUCGCCCGAGAGCUAUGCCAUGUUCGCCAAGGUAUCCCGCGACGUUCGCACCUUCACCGAGGAGCCACUGCGUCUGGGCUAUGGCAUCCUGGACGAGGUGGGCCGCACGCAGCCCGAGACACAGGGCAUCAAGCGCGUGCUGGACGAGCUGGAGAACCGCAAGGCGUACGUCGAGGGCAUCUGCGCGAACAGCAGCGAGGAUCAUCAGCGCGUGCAGCGCGCUCUGAACGAAUUCCUGGCGCAGCACAACGAGCUGCUCGCCUGGCUGCGCGCCUCCGGCCAGCUGCAGCUGCAGCAGAGCGUCAACAUGGGUCGCAAUCUGCAUCAGGCCAAACAGUUUCUGCUGCAGCAUCACGAGCUAAUGCAGGAUCUGGAGAUCAAGGGCGAGCUGAUUAAUCUGCUGCUGGAGUCCAUCAAGCAGCACCUGGAGUCGCUCAGCCCGCAGCAGCGCUUCGACGUGGACUCGAAGGCCGAGGCACUGCACAAGCACUGGAUUGAGCUGAAGGAUCUGGUGCUGAAGCGCGUCGACUACGUCUCCCUGCUCAUCGAGUUCUUCGAGCAGGCCAACGAGCUCUCCAGUCAGCUGGACCAUCUGCAGCGYCAGCUGCUGCAAACCCCCGACGAGCACAAGCUGCAGUUCCUACAGGCCACCUGGGCCAACAUCGCCGCCAGCUACGCGGAACUCAAGUCGGCCGGCCAGCGAUUCGUCAACCUAAAAUUUCCCUCGCCUCUUCUUCCAUUUCGCCAGCUGCUCGAGAAGCGCAUCGAGAAGUUCACGGAGAGCACGCGGCAGCAGCUGCUCAUUAGCAAUCCCGAGAGCGAAUCGUAUGUGAAGGACGAGCUGCGCAAGCUCAACGACAAAUGGCAAAGCUUCAAGGAUCAAGUAAGGCAGAAACGAAAGAGCCUCAAUCAGGCCAACGACUUCUUCGAGGUGGUCGAGAAGAUCGAUGCCGAGUACCGGGAGAUCAGCUACUUCUAUAAUAGCGUCUCCAACAAGGUGCCCUACUUGCGCGACGCCGUCGAGGCCUCGAAUCUGGUGAAUGACAUUGAGAAGUAUGUGACCAGUCGAGAGCCGGCGCUGCGUGCCAAGCUGGACAGCGCUGCGCAGUGCGCGCACGAUAUGAACAAGGUGUCGACGCUCUACAACGACGUGAUGAACAUCUUCCAGUCGUUCAUCAAGCUGAAGACGGACAUCAAUACCGUGCAGGAGCGCCUCAAGCAGGAGCAGCGUCAGCGCGAGCAGCGGGAGCAGGAGGCACGCGAUCAGGCCGAGCGCGAGAAAGCGAUUCGUGAGGCAGAGGCCAGAGAGCGUUUGGCGCGCGAGGAGCAGGCGCGCCUGGAGGCGCAACGUCAGCAGGCGGCCAUUGAGCAGGCGCAGCGCGAGCUGGCGGCUAGGCAACUGUCGCUGCGCGAGCAGGCGGUGCGCGAGGAGGAGGCACGACUGCAGGCAGUGCGUGAGCAGGCGGCCAGGGAGCAGCUGGCCAGGGAGCAGGCAGCGCGCGAGGAGGAGCAGCGCAUCCAAACGCUGCGCGAGAUAGCCAAGCGGGAGGAGGAGCUGCGCUUGCAGGCGCUGCGCGAUGAGGAGGCGCGCUUGCAUAACAAGCGCGAGGAGGAGUUGAGAGUGAAGCGCGAGGAGGAGAUACGGCUGCGGCGCGAAGAGGAGUCCAGGCUGCAGCGCGAGGAGGAGGCCAGGCAGAAGCGAGAGAACGAGUCGCGCAUUCAGCGAGAGGAGAUCACGCGGCUGCAGACGCUACGAGAUCAGGUCGACCAGCAGCGCAUCGUGACGGAGAACAUACGCAAGGAUAUUCAGGUGAACCAGAUCUUCACGGAGCUGCGCUACGCCUCGCCGCUGUUCGUGCGCCCGCUGAAGGAUGCGCUGGCCCGCGAGGGCGAGCGCUUCGUCUUCGARUGCGAGGUCACGGGCACRCCGGAGCCGAGCGUCGAGUGGUUCAAGGACGGCAUCAGCAUUCAGAGCAAUGCGGACUACAAGACCAGCUUCGACAAGGGCAUCUGCCGUCUGGUCAUCGAGGAGACCUUUGCCGCGGACACGGCUCGCUUCAGCUGCCGCGCCUCCAACCUGGUGGGCACCUGCGACACCAAUGCCACGCUGACGGUGCGCGAGAAUGCCGCCGAGCUGCAGCUGGUGCCGCCGCGCAUCCUGCGCUUCCUGGAGAGCGGCAAGGCCACCGAGGGCACCGCCUUCCAGUUCUCCUGCGUGGUCAGUGGCGUCCCUCUGCCCACCGUGCAGUGGUUCAAGAACGACAAGUGCAUCGACGACUCGCCGGACUACGUGAUCAGCUACAACAAUGGCGAGGCCACGUUGCGGUUCGACGAGGUGUUCCUCGAGGACGACGCCGUCUACACCUGUAGCGCCUCGAAUCCCGCCGGAAUCGAGCACUGCUCGGCCAGUUUGAUCGUAGAACCACUCGAACCCACUGAGCUGCCCUGCUUCAAGAUGCCGCUGCAGAACGCCAUGGCGCGUGUUGGACAGAAGAUCAAGAUGGAGGCCUUGGUCACUGGCAUACCGCAGCCCGAAAUCUGCUGGCUCCACAAUGGCAAACCAUUUCAGCCACGCGACUCAAAAUACGAAAACGGACGCGUUACGCUCACAAUACCGCAAGCCUAUCCAAACGACGCCGGAUCCUACGUAUUGAGUGCUAAGAACUUGGCUGGCGAAGCUUACAGCAGUUGCAACAUUAUUGUCAAGGGUCGUCUGCCGAACGAGACGUCCGAUUCAGAGAUGGCUAGCGAUAUCGAGCCCAUCCGUCCGGCGGUGCAUAUUCCACUGAAGGACGUCUUCAUAUUCGAGGGCAAGCCAGUGCGCCUGGACUGCGUGAUCGUGGGUCAGCCCGAGCCGGAGGUCAUUUGGUAUCACAACGAGCGACCCGUCAAGGAGUCGGCGGAUGUGCAGCUCCUGUUCCAGGGCGAUCGCUGCUCGCUCUUCAUACAGGAGGUGUGCCAAGAGGAUGGCGGCAGCUACAAGGUGGUUGCCAUCAACUCAGCGGGCGAGGCCUCGAGCAGCUGUGAACUGAAGGUGACAUCACUGAACACGUCGGACUCAGCGACGCGAGUGCAAGACGAUCGUCAGUCCUUGCCCAGGGAGUCGCAGCCCAAGUUCGAGCGCCUGCUCUCGGAUGUGCUCGCCGAUGAGGGCGAGCAGGUGGUGCUGGAGGUGCACGUCAACGGCGACCAGCCAUUGCGUGCUCAGUGGUAUCUGACCAACAAGGAGCUGCAGCUGAACGAGCGCGUCACCACCCAAUCCGAUGCCGAGGCUGGCAUAUUCAAGCUAAUUCUGAAGAAUGUGGAUGCCAGCGACAAAGGCGUCUACACGGUCAAGGUCUCGAACAAYGCGGGCGAUGCCAAGUGUUUCUCGCAUCUCAUUGUCAAGUCCGUGAAUGCCCCCGAGAACCGUCGCGGCAGUCAAUCAUCCGUGGAGAUCGUCGAGCGACAGCUGUGCCCCGAGUUCAAAGAGCUCUUCAGCGACAAGCAGGCCCACAUCGACGACGUGGUCAAGUUCGAGUGCAUUGUGGUGGGCAAGCCAACGCCCAAGGUGCAUUGGUUUUUCAACGACCAGCCGGUGCACGGCCACAACUUCCUCGUCUCCACCAGCGGCGAUCGUCAGGUGCUGACCAUUCAGCAGCUAACGCACGACGCCGUUGGCAAGAUCAGCUGCACGGCCGAGAAUGACGCAGGCAAAGCCACUUGUGUGGCCUUCCUGAAUAUCAUUGGCAGCAGCCCAGUGCCCGCCUCCAGCAACUUGCAGACCAUGACACAGGAGCACAACACCGAAUCGUCCCGGGUGACCAUCAAGAAGCAGACCUUCACCACCACCUCCACAUCGCAGGUGAACUCRUAUGAGGGCAACGUGCCGCAGACGGAGGUGCAUCACUCGUCGGCCCACAUUGAUCAGUCGCUCAAGCAGCUGGGACAACAGCGGCCAGAGAUCGUGGAGAGCCAUCACUACCAGGAGCUGCACAAGAGCAAAGAGAUGAGCAGUCCCUCGGUGCAGCARAAGUCCUUCACRCUCGUUCAGUCCACCAAUGGCGGCGCUGCUGCUCCGGCCAUCGGCAUGCCCGAAUCGCCAACAAGAUUGCGCAAGGAGAUAGCRCCACGUUUCACCACUCCCCURACRGGCAAGAUUGUGGACCAGGGCGCCAAUGUGAGYAUGGAGGCCAUCUACGAUGGCUAUCCCUCGCCCGAGAUCAAGGUGGAGAAGAAUGGCGAUCAACUGUUCGAUAAUGCGCACACCAAGAUAUCCAACAAACACAAUCGCGUGACUAUUGAGCUGAAGGAGGUGGGCGUGGCCGAUGCGGGACGCUAUGCGGUGACAGCAUCYAAUACGGUGGGUCAGUCAACAAGCACAGCGGAUCUGGUGGUGAAAAAGACCAUCUUUCCGCCAGUCUUCGGCCGUCGCUUGCAGGCGCAGGUUAGCAAGAAGGGCGAGCGAUUGAUUAUGGAAGUGGAAGUAACUGGCCUGCCAGAGCCCACUGUCACCUGGCUAAAGGACGACAAGCCACUCAAGGAUGCUGGCAUCUCUGAGCACCGCCUGCUUGCCCAGGGCAACUCGUACAAGCUGAUCAUCGAGAAAGCACAAACAACGGACUCUGGCAAGUAUAUGGUCAGAGCCACGAAUGCUGGCGGCGAGGCCAAGAGCAUUGCGGACUGCGCCAUCUUGGAGCCGUCGCCGGAACGCAUGCAGGAGGUGGUCAAGACCAUCGUCUACGAGGCGCCGGCCAGUGAAUUCAAAACUGAAAACCAGAGCCACUUCAACAAAGAGCCCCAAUCAUAUCAGACCAAUCAAACCGAUGCAACCACAGCCAACGAUCUGCAUGGCCUGUCCGAGUCGAAAGUUAUCACUGAGCAUCGUUGCACCACCGAGGCAACGAUGCGUCUAGAGCACAAAUCGACAUAUAAUGACCUGCCCGAGUUGAGUCUGCGACCAAAGACACCAACCACCUCCACCACCACCAACACCACCACCACUGACACCACUACCAACAACACUGCCAGCAUGGACCAGACCGAUACACAGACCAGUUAUAAGACUGGCGUCACACAAACCCCGCCACCCGUGCCACCCAAGCCCUGUCCGCCCGUUGUGGGCACGGCUUUUGGCCAGCCGGCGCAGGCGCAGGCGCAGCCACAACCACAACAACCRCCGCAGAUGCAGACGCAAAUCAACACCAGAUACGAGAGCAGCAGCAACGAGCACAAAAUGUCUUCGUCCUUCGAGUACUUCAAGAAGAUCGAUGAGGAAACCUUCGCCCACAAGCGCUACAGCCUGCCCAGCUGCCACAGCCUCGACAUUCAUCUAGAUCGCCUGCAUGCGCAGGCGCCGCGCCUGCCGCCCGAUCAGCUAGUGCGCACAGUGCCGGAACUGCCCAAUACGGAGCCCGUCAAUGCCCAUUUGAAUCGCGAUGAACAGGCACAAAGGCCGCCAUUAUUCAUAACGCCCCUGAAAGAUAUAGCAGUGGGCGUGGGCGGCACGGCACGUUUCGAGUGCAUUGUGCAGGCGCAUCCGCAGCCGCAGGUCAACUGGACGCACAACGGCGGCCAUUUGGAGCAGGGCAGCCGGCAUAUCAUUGAGUACCGGAACGGUGUGUGCCGCCUAACACUGCCGCAGGCCUAUCCGGACGACAACGGGAGCUACGUUUGCAGCGCCAGCAAUGCGUUGGGUGCGGCCAGCACCAGCGGAACUCUGACCGUUUCGAGCACAAAUCGCGGAUUUAGAUACUAAGAUAAACAUUUAAAUGAGAGAUUUAUUACUUUAUACAUAUAUAUUUAUUUAUGAUUUGUUCAUGCCAAAGUUUUACAUUUUAUUGUGUGUGCGUGUCCCUAAUUUUGUUACUUGAUUUCGAGUCCUGCGAUCGAAUGGAUCCCAAUUUAUAGCCCCCCAGUGCAGUCAUGCCGAGGGUGCAUAGUAUUACUUGUGUUUUUGUCGAAAAUUCAAAUAAAUCAA